CAUUGUAAUUCUGAUCACCCCGCGGAGAGUCGGUGACGGAGUAGAAGGAGAAUCGACGAGGAAAAAAACAGUGCGCUUCAAUGGAUACUUCUCCACUCAACGAAGCCUUGGCGUCCAGCUCUUACGACAAGAUUGCUGAUAUUUGUGAUAAUCUCAUGCUCCAGGGUGCUGCUGAGGGCAUCGAAUUUCAUGAUGAAUGGCCCUACGCGAUUCACCUUCUAGGUCAUAUUUACAGCAAUGACAUUAAUAGUGCGCGAUUUCUGUGGAAGAAGAUACCUGCAGCUAUAAAGGAGGCCCGGCCUGAGGUGGUGGCAGUUUGGAGGAUUGGGCAGAAGCUUUGGACAAGGGACUAUGUCGGUGUGCACGAGGCUAUUCGUGGAUUCAGCUGGAGUCCUGAGGUUCAGCCCUUCGUGGCUUCCUUUGCAGAAUUAUACAAAAAAAGGAUGUUCGAGCUCCUUCUUUCUGCUUAUUCAACCAUUAGCACACAAGACUCAGCUCGCUUCCUGGGAAUGAAUGAAAAUGAUGCUACAAACUAUGUGCUGCAACAGGGUUGGGCGUUGGAUUCGGCAUCUCAAAUGCUUACUGUGAAGAAACAGGCAGUUAUAACAGAACAGAAGUUAGACCCCAGUAAAUUACAGCGCUUAACUGAAUAUGUCUUCCAUCUGGAGCACUAAGCUGUUUGCUGGUUCCGCUAUUAGGUGCUUUUCUUACUUGAAAUGGUUGGAGAAAUUAGCUUGCCAAAUUUUAUAGCAACAGAUCUAAGCAUGGAUUUACUAGCAUGAAGUCGAGAAGAGUAUAGUUUUUGAAAGAUUUUCUUUGUUAAGGGGCAUUAGUAGAUAUUGAACAAAUGUUGAACGAUCUUCUUUUAUUUAAGUUUUCAUUUAUUCUAUUAAGAUUUUCCAUUC
Solanum tuberosum (potato) is the source of this 905-nucleotide messenger RNA. Its product is annotated as COP9 signalosome complex subunit 8. The transcript has 5 exons. NCBI's taxonomy places the organism in Eukaryota, Viridiplantae, Streptophyta, Magnoliopsida, Solanales, Solanaceae. The coding region runs from base 81 to 674 and encodes 197 amino acids. The record is from RefSeq and is a predicted model, not a curated record. Gene Ontology annotation, cellular component: COP9 signalosome. Gene Ontology annotation, biological process: COP9 signalosome assembly; protein deneddylation.